Racocetra fulgida is the source of this 2230-nucleotide messenger RNA. NCBI's taxonomy places the organism in Eukaryota, Fungi, Glomeromycota, Glomeromycetes, Diversisporales, Gigasporaceae. The record is from the annotation of a GenBank genome assembly.
GUUCUUUAAUGUAUAAAUUAAUAUCAGUAGAAGAAAAUUUGAAUAUUAAUCAUGAUGAUAUUAUUACGUAUAUUUCUGAGAACACAUUUAACGUACCAGGUGCUACACAUGUUGUAACAGGAAUAAAAUGGGGAAGCACUAUGAUUGCGUCAUUUGAGUAUGAGAAAACAAACGAAAAAGAUACAUCACAAGUCAAAGGAAUUCUUAAAGCCAACCUUGAAAUGCUUUCGCCAUAUAUUCCUACCCCUCAAGGGACCGGAGAUGUUCUUAAUGUCAACAAAGGACAAACUGAUAUUAAGGAUCGGUUUUCUAUAAAAAUUUUUGGAGAUGUUAUUACUGAUGAUAAAAUUCUUCCUCAAUCCUUCGAUGACGCAAAAAAAAUAAUGGCCGAACUACCAUCAUAUGUUAAAAAAUAUAAUCACGGAAAAGGUGUUCCAAUUGAACUUAAACUUUAUCCAUUGUCUAAACUUGCAAGGCAGCUUAAGCAAAAUAUCACUAUCAAUUGUAUGAUAACGGAACUGAAUGAAGAAUCAAUUUUAAAAGUAGAACAAGUUUUUGAUAAUUUUUUAAAAUCUAAAAAAAUGCUCAAUGAUUUAUAUAAUGAUGCGCAAAUUAUCUCCGAUUAUAUAAAAUACGAAACUUUAGAUGAAAUUGAAAAACAUGUGCAGCACGUUGAAAUAGAGGAGACAAAUAUCAGAAAAGAACUCGCCGAUUGUCUUGUUGAAGUACGUUCUGGUAAAUGUGACACUAAUGAGAUUGAGAAAAAGAUAACUAAAUUUCAGGAAAGCAUUCUAUCCAAGGAAUCUAUUUUGACAUUUAUUAAAAAAUACAAAAUUGUACAAGAAAAAGCCAAUUUAAUUUUCAAUUUGAAGACAAAAAAUGUAGAGUAUGUUAAAAAAGACGCAACAAUUGACUACAUUAUACAGAUAUAUCAGGACUACGAAGUCUACAUUCUUCUUGAUAAUGAUGAAUAUAUUGUUGGUGGUAAUUCUUCACCAGAAUAUACUAAAUUUCAAGACUUAUUUAAAAAUUCAGAUGAUGUUUCUUGCAAAUUUUUAAUAGCAGAACUUAAAAUAUGUACGAGAAUAAAAGGGCCUGGUUAUCCAAUUAUUCUUCAUUACAUCAAGGGAAAGCCAGCACAUGAUAGCUACAGUUUUGUUGAUGAGGAAAUAAACAUAUUGUUGCUUGGUGAAGUCGGAGUAGGAAAAUCUACAUUUAUUAAUUCUUUUGCGAAUUAUUUUACAUUUAAUUCAUUAGACGAUGCAAGGUCUAAAGAAAGAGUUUUGAUUCCGUCUGAAUUCAUAAUAACAGACAGUCAUGACAAAAAAGCUAAAUUAAUAAAAAUAGGUGAAAAUGAUUUGAACGAACAAUUUAAAAACAAAGAAAUAUCAGCUACUAGGGGUUGUAAAAAAACAUCAUACCAUCCAGGAAAUACGCUACCACCACUUAAAAAGCAACUUAGCGAUCUUUUUCAUAAAUCUGGUAUUGAAAUCAAGGCUCAAAAAGAUACAAUCUAUUGUCUUGAUAAUGAAGCUUUUAGAUUUCUAGCAGCAGCUAAAAAAAUAUAUCUUUUAAUGUUGAAGAAAAUUUCGCGAUUAGUUGGAAAAAUUCAUCGUCCACCCCACAAAGUCAAAGAGACACUAUUAUUUAACAAAGCUAGGAGAGUAGUUGAACAUCUUGAAGCCAUACAAUCUCAGAUCUUUACUGAAAUUCUAUUAAAAGAGACUAAAAUUCAAUUAAAAGAGACUAAAAUUCAAUUUGAACAAAAGACCAUUGGGAAGCCUAACGAUGAUGCGAUGUUUAAGAUGCAAGUGGAGCACAAUAAAAUACUAUCUGACGUUUUAUCUGACGCCAAGAGGUUUAUAGAAUAUGAAAAGGAUAUUGAUAAUACGGAUGAUACAGCAAAAAUCCAGAAAACGCUAAAGGAAAAAAAGCUAAAGGAAAGAAAGAUUAUAGUCGAGAUUAAAGAGAUGUUUGAUUUAUUCUUAAACCAAAAUUCAAUAGUAACUAUGGAUGAAAAUAAACAAUUAAAAUGUUCAGAAAUGUUUGAUAAAAAUGGUUCUAAUACUUUAUUUUCAUUAAGUGACAUAGAUAAGCUUGAAGAUAAAUUAUAUAAUUUGCCAAUAUUUGGCCGAACUAUAUAUAAAAAGUUUGAAGAAGAAUUUAAACAGAAGAAUAAUCAAUUUAGAUAUUUAGAACAUCACUGUGAGCUUCCUGAAAAUAAUAUUGC